AUGGCAGAACUCAACGGCAGACAGCUGGCCAUUCUAUUGCAGAAUUGGAACCAUCCAGUCAUCAAGCCGUUCCUUGCCACAGCCGCAGCGGGUCUAGCAGCCAUUACUGUCUACGAGAAAGGGCUUCCAAUCGACAUCGAUACCAAGCGGCUCAACCAUUUCAUAGCACACCUCGCCGCGCCUGAGUUAGGGAGAGGUCUGUACACACCUGAUGAAUGUAUGAGCCCUGACCAUCCGACAACCCAGAUCUUUGGAAUUUCGGAGCCAGAACUAUCUUCUACCGCUGAGAUCACCGCCCGUACAAACAUCCCAGAACUCUCAGAUAUUCUUAGUAGCAUGGACACCGAAGGCGCAAACAGACGUUUUCAGACCACGCAAAACAUCCCCACUAUCAGCCAUCAUAUUGGCAGUGACGGUACACACGCACACCAAACGACGUCACAUCUCAUUACACCUACUCCGGUACUUUCAUCACAUAUUUCGGAAGCACCAUACACUACCACACAUCUUUUGAGCGACACACAAGCGCAGAAUGCUAGCAUUGUCAGCAACGGUAGUGCUCUCGGCCUUGCUACAGCUGGCCUUGUGGCUACAGGGGCUAUCUUCUUAUACAAGAAGUUUAGGAAUUACACAAAGGCUCAAUCGCAGAGGCUUACCGAAGAGCAACUGAUAGCAUAUUUGAUGCUACAGCUCGACCAUUUCAAGGCCUCCAAAAUCACAGAUGGAGAACUCAUAGCACAUUUGAAGCUACAGCUUGAUGAUGUCACGGCUUCCAAGUUCAGGAUUGAGACUGCGCUUGAGUUGGCGGAGAACGACCUGCGCAUGUCCAACGAAGAUAAGACCCGGCUCCGAGGGCAACUAUCUGAAUCCAGUACCCUUUCUAAUAAACUCAUCCAAGAUCUAGCAAAAGCAGAGUUGGAGGGAAGUCAGAACACCAAGAUGAGUAAUGAGAUCAUCAAGCGUCUCGAAGAGUCUGUCGCCGUCUUGGAGAAGAACCGUAGCACAGAGAUGCAAGCAAAGAGCCAACUCCAAGAUGAGCUAUCUGAAGCACAGUCGGCUGUCAGCAUUCUCCAAGAUGAGAAAGCUGCUCAUGACCUUGAAGUUCAGAAGCAGUUACGAGCGUUCCAGCUAGAGAUGGCCGAUCUUACCAAACAGCUUCACUCUGCAGAUGCCGAGAAGACCAAGCUUGUGGAUCAGCUAGCAGCCAGUGAGGCUGCUGCUAACGGUACCCAACAACGGAUGUCUAACAAAAUCGAUGAGCUCGACCGGCAAAACACUAGCCAUAAAUCCCGUUUGUUGAAAGCUGAGGAAGACCUAGAGAAGCAGAUGGCCACCGUUAAGGUUCUGCGCCAAGAGGCGCGUGAAGCAAACAUCGCUCUCGAGACUGCUAAAGAAAGGAUCUUCCAGCUUGAGAAGGAGAAGACGGUCAGCGAAUUGUGCAAGCAAAGCGUCUCUAAGACUUGUGGUGAGGUUGACGACGAUGACGACCCCAACCACAGUACCACUGGCUCGACAGAAGGCAGUCAGCAAGAUAGCUUACAGCAGGAGGCUUACCCAGCUAGUACGCCAGAAUCGUCUUCACAAGCUAUCACUGUUGAGAGCAAUGAAGAGCUGUCACAAAUGUCGAUGACAUCUUCAGUUCCACUGUCUGGCGAACUGAACAUCCCCCGUCGAAAGAAGCGUGAGUUUUGGCACAGUCACUGGAGAGACAUCAACUCAAAGAACACCUACUUUGAUGACGCAGUGUGUGAGCUGAAGCUUCCAUGUUUCGAUGCUAGGUUCAGCAGCAUUGGGAUAGUACGUCCGGCAGAGAACCACGAAGAUCGAACGUUGGAGAGCGGGAAAGUGGUCGAGCACACCAAGUGCAAUCUCUGUCUUCAGUGGUACACGAAGAAAGACAUGUACGAUCACUUGAAGACUUGCAAGGCUUUUUGGGAGCUUGCUGUACGUUGUGGUCAUUGCAAAAAGAUCUUCAAGUACAACACUGCUUUCUUCGACAAACAUGUUCCAAAUUGCGAGACGAGGUCAAUGGAGGAUGAAUGCUCGGAUGAGCAUUUUACCCUUGCAAAGUCUGAGGCCGACGCGACCACGACACACAACUCUCAGCAGGGCAACUCGAGCUCCAGUGUGUUUAUUGCCCCUGGAAAGCAGAUCAACCCCGACGCGCCACCCUUCACGCCCGGAGGCUCACUACCAGGCCACGAAAAACCUAUUCCUACUGGUCCUCGCUAUGCCGGGUCAAAUUUCCAGCAGGGUCGAGGUACAUCAUUCACCGGCCCACAAUCUACACGCUCACCUCGAAACGCGCCCUACAUGACGCUACGCGGCGUCUCACCAGCUCAUGGAUCGGGGUUCGGAACACAUUACCCAACUGCCUGUCCUCCCAAUGGACUCCAGAUGAAGCAGGCCCUGCCCAACCUGCAGAUAGAGAAGGAUAGAGUGGCCAGGACGAAGGAACGUUUUGAAUACAUAUUGGUUGAAGACAGGGGUUGGACGUUAGACGUGGUAACAGUAGCGAAUAUUGUCAUAUGGGCUGGAGCCAAGGCUUGCACGGUCUCGGUAGACGGCUAUCUCAAAAACUCCUUAUUCACUACCCCAAACCUGGUCGGGGGCGGGCUCCACUUUGACAUGGCCGCUGCCCAUGCUCAACCCACGAGUAUCCACGAUGCCAACGACCAGGCUCUCUGGCCCCAGGCCCCCGUGCAACUCGCGCGUGGACGGCAGCCCAGAGACGCGCUCGCGAAGACGGUGCCCUACGGCCCCAUCCGCUCCCCCGACCAAUUCGAGACGUCAUUACGCGAAUACCUAAGAAGCCCGCCAGAAGAGCCUGAGCACACCGAAGCCCAGUUCGCCUUCGACAUCGACACGUCCUUUGCCGUCCCUUCACCACCUAAGCCGACCCCAUCGCAGCAGCCUCAACAGGCAACUCACCCGCCGCCGCCGCCGCCGCCCCAACAGCAACAGUCGCACGCCAUACACCAAUACAGCCAUGCGCCGCCCGGCUACCAGCCCGCACACUUUGCUGGCCCUUCGCAGUACCAGUCCCUCUCAGACACCGACUUCGCCCUGGGCCACAACUUCACCGAGUCCAUCGAGCCCAACCAUGGCGCGUCCAAGCCGGCGGAGCAGAAAACCGCCGUGAGCAUACGAGAGGCUUUGCAGCCAACAGCGGACCCCAAGGAAAAGAUGCGGAAACAGAGGGCAGUCGCCAAGUGCUGCGUCGACACGAUACAGAAGAUCGACGGAUACCGCUACAGCUUCCACAACUGUUGGAACAGCAGGGAGGACGACAGCUUCCGCUUCUCCUACUACUGCAACGACUCGCUCCUCAACAAGGACCGCGCUGCCAACGGCAAGGGUGCCAAGUUGGGCAAACGUGCCACCAAGCCCGUCUACGACUGUAAAGGUGUCUUGUCCAUCAAGUUCUCGGCCACCAAGCAGACACUCGACGUCUUCUACAAGCAUGUGCCCAUACACAAGACAUACGAGGAACGCGCCCCGCCCCCACGCAAAGACUCCAAGCGGCGCAAGUAUCUCGAGGAGAAUGACCCAGAGGCUUUGGCUAGGCUCGCAAGCCGCUCGAGACAGCUAAGCAGUGAGGAUCCAGACACGCCCAGGAUCAAGAAGAAGCGAUCCGACCCUCUGCCGGAGCCUCCAAGGCCAUCCAACACGAUUGAGAGCGACCUGAGACAACAGAGUCUGCGUAUGUUGCUAGAGCUGAUCCAGGUAGAGCCGCCCACGCAUUCGCAGCACACGCUCAUUGAGCCUCCACCACCUCCGCCUCCACCACCUCGUCCGACCCCGCAAAAGCCUCACCCAGGGCCGCGCCCUACACUACAUGUUGAAACGCAAUCACUAUCAGCACCACAGCGGAAGCGGCCGAGGAACAGUUGCGAUGUUUGCAAGGCUAAGAAGACCAAGUGUGAUGGCAUUAAGCCCAUAUGUUCGACAUGCAACGACAAGAGACGGCUGUGUGUAUACUCUGAGCCAGCGAGUGGCGAGGACCAGCGACCACCUACCCAAGCUCCUGAACCGGCAGCUCAUCCCGCUGGCGAAUCCGAGCUUGCAAAGAUCAUGAAGGAGCUCGAGGAAACCAAGGCAAAGCUGAAACAUUAUGAGGCUCGGGAACGAGCUUCGACUACCCCAAUCCAGACGCCGCAAAUGGCGCCACGACCUCGCUCGCAACAAUCCCAAGUCCAACAAAAGCCGCCGCCUCCGCCUCCGCAACCACCACAACAAACUCAUGUUCAACAACAGCCGCAACCAGUACAAGUCCCGCAACAACCUCGUCACCGAUCACAAGUAUCGCAGUCACAGACGUUGCCCCAUGUGUCUCAGCAGCAACCGCAACGUCAACAUUCAAUACCAAACCACCGUCAACAACUGCAACAACUCAAUCAAGGUCUACCGCACGGCGUGAGAAGCCCACAACAACAGCUAGCCUACAAGAUGGGUAGCCAAUCACCCCAACAGCGCCUACAGAACCCGCCGCAACAACUACCGCAACAACUACCGCAGCAGCAGCAGCAGCCGCCGCAGCAGAUUGGGCCUUCACAGCAGUCUAUGACUCCACAACAGCAGUUCCAGGCAGCGACAGCCCAACAAAUGCAAACUACACAGCUUCAGACACAUCAAAACUAUUUUGCAGCCAACCACUCCAACCACUCUCCGUAUGGCACGCUCAAUCGGCCCAUGCCGCAGAACACGCUGCCAGUCAAUCCCAUGGCAUCGCAGCCAAUGGUGACGCAAAACAGCAUGUCAGCACAUACGAACGCGCAUUUACCACAGACACAGUCUCAACAGCCACCGGCGCCCACCCUUGAUGUAAAUAAUUCGUAUGGACGUCCUGGGGAGUUUGCAUGGGCACCCACUGGGUAUUACGGAUAUCAAAGUGCGUCACCACCACCACAACAACAACAACAACAACAACAACAACAGCAACAGCAGCAGCAACAACCACAACAACCACAACAAGACCAAUGGGCUGCGACGAGAGGGUCAGGCAUUUUUAGAUAA
Messenger RNA from Alternaria burnsii, 5016 nucleotides. RefSeq lists its product as uncharacterized. The transcript has 4 exons. The record is from RefSeq and is a predicted model, not a curated record. Gene Ontology annotation, biological process: regulation of DNA-templated transcription. Gene Ontology annotation, molecular function: DNA-binding transcription factor activity, RNA polymerase II-specific; zinc ion binding. The coding region runs from base 1 to 5016 and encodes 1671 amino acids. Lineage: Eukaryota; Fungi; Ascomycota; Dothideomycetes; Pleosporales; Pleosporaceae.